AUGGAUAUUCCGCAAGAGCUUUUACAGGCGAUGACGAGCAUGCUUACUAGUGCAUUGCAAGCAUCCGCAGCUAACAUAACCGCAGGUAAUUCAACGAAUUCGACGGAAACACCAUCGUUGAUUCGUACAAAGAUACCGACAUUCUCAAUGACUGAAUACCGAACUUCGGAAGGAACAACGGUACAAGAUUAUUUUAAACGUUUCGAUUGGGCUCUUCAAUUAAGUAAGAUUACAAAUGAUCUAUACGCUAAUUACGCACGUGUACACAUGGGCGCAGAACUAAAUAACGCUCUAAAAUUUCUAAUCUGCCCGCGUCAACCAGAAGAUUUAACAUACGAUGAAAUACGCUUGACACUUAUUAAUCAUUUUGAUCGUACAAAAAACAAAUACGCAGAAAGCAUUAAGUUCCGUCGCAUAGUACAGCAAAAAGGUGAGACAAUUGCUAAUUUCUCAUUACGUUUGAAACAGGGUGCUGCCUAUUGUGAGUACGGCGAUUUUUUAGACAGGUUGCUGAUCGAACAACUCCUACACGGUCUCGAAUCGCGAGAGAUGUGCGAUGAAAUUAUUUCAAAAAAGCCAAACACAUUUGCUGAGGCAUACGAGAUCGCUCAAACGCUCGAGGCUACACGUUACACAGCCGAAGAGGUUAAAACCACAGGAUCUUUAGUAUCUCCAGAACAAACCAACAAAUUAGGUUAUGAUUCACUGAAAAAGAAACAAGGAAAGAAGACAAUGCGUUCAAGAUCACAAUCGCGCAAUCGAAGGCAACAACAAAAUUCUCAGGAGACAGAACGCAAAGGAAAGCGUUUCAACAAUAAUUUCUCGGCAUGUAAAGGAUGUGGAAAUCGGCAUCAGCGCAGUCAAUGUCCAUUUCGCGAAGCAAUUUGUCACAAUUGUGAAAAGAAAGGCCACAUCGCAAAAGUAUGUCAAUCGGAGAAAAAACAACGAUCCAUCGAACAGGUAACAGCGACAACACAGUCAACAGCGCAACCAGCUGAACGAGUUGAUAUAGUAUAUCAAUUAAGUAAAGUCCACGAAAUUAACGCAAUUAAUCCGCUACGUAAGCAAAUUCUUAACGUUCUAAUUGACGGUUGCAAUACACAAAUGGAAUUGGAUACUGGAGCACCUUGCAGUAUUAUUAGUAAGGAAAAAUUACAAGCCAUCAAACCAGGAUCCAUAUUGCAAAAUACUAAUAGGCGAUUUGUAAGCUACACAGGUCACCAUAUUAAAUGCAUUGGCUCAACUCCUGUUAACGUAACAGUGGGGACAACUACGAAGAAAAUGGAUCUUUACGUUGUCGAUGGUCAUUUUGAUACUCUUUUUGGACGCGAAUGGAUUACACAAUUCGCUAGAGAUAUUAAUUUCGUCGAGCUAUUUACAAACGAGAUCCAUACGUUGACUACUACCGUACCUUGCCUUUCUACGAAGCAGAAAGAACAAAUGGAUCAUUUAUUAUCUAAUUACCAAGAUGUAUUUAGCGACAUUGCUGGUACACUGAAAGGACCGCCAGCCACAGUGCAUCUGAAACCAGAAACAUCACCGAUAUUCGUUCGAGCACGAGAAGUGCCGCUAGCAUUACGCGACGCUUAUGCGAAAGAAAUUGAAGCUAAAAUCGCAUCAGGUUUUUAUGAGAAGGUGCAACAUUCGGAAUGGGCAUCGCCCACACACGUCGUUGUCAAGAAGAAUGGGAAGCUGCGUAUCACUGGAAAUUACAAACCCACCUUGAAUCCUCGCAUGAUUAUAGAUGAACAUCCAAUACCAAGGAUUGAGCAUUUGUUCAGUCAAAUGAAGAAUGCGAAACUCUUUUGUCAUCUGGACAUUACCGACGCAUACACACAUCUACCGGUCGACGAAAAAUUUAAAGAAGUUCUAACACUGAAUACACCGACCCAUGGGUUAAUCCGUCCUAAACGAGCAGUUUACGGUGCAGCGAAUAUUCCCGCGAUUUGGCAGCGUAGAAUGGAAACAGUCCUCCAAGGUAUUCCAAAUGUAUUUAAUUUUUAUGACGAUGUUUUAAUCUUUGCAGAUAAUUUCGAGAACUUGAUGUUAACCUUGGAAACCGCUCUAGAGCGAAUGAGAUCACACGGUCUUCGACUUAAUCGAACUAAAUGUACAUUUGCCUCAUCAUCCGUAGAAUUCUUAGGUCAUAAAAUAGACGGUGCAGGCGUGCACAAAUCCGAUAAACACGUCGAGGCGGUACGGGACGCGCCAUUACCUCGUACUCCAGAAGAAUUACAACUCUUUUUAGGUAAAGCGACUUAUUAUAAUUCAUUUAUUCCGGAUCUUGCGACUAGAAGUCGUCCACUUCGAGAUAUGCUUCUCACUACUCCAUUUAAAUGGACAUCAGCAGGCGAAACAGCGUAUAAGGAUAUUAAGAAGGCUCUAAUUUCUCCACAAGUUCUAAUGUGUUACGAUCCUUCACUUCCGUUAGUCCUAGCAACGGACGCUAGCAAAAUAGGGUUAGGCGCAGUUCUCUCACACAAAUUGAGUAACGGACAAGAACGUCCGAUAGCAUACGCGAGUCGUACACUUAGUCACACUGAACAACGUUAUCCGCAGAUAGACAAGGAAGCGUUAGCCAUCAUCUGGGCCGUACAAAAAUUCUUUUACUACUUAUACGCGCGACACUUCACUUUGUUCGUAGAUAACAAACCGUUAACUCAGAUCUUACAUCCAGAAAAAUCUCUCCCUAUUCUUUGUAUUAGUCGUAUGGCCAAUUACGCCGAUUAUCUUUCACACUUUAAUUAUACAGUAAUAUUUAAGCCGUCUAAAUUGAAUAGUAAUGCAGAUUAUUGUUCUCGCUUGCCGCUAUCAACCACGAACAACACAGUCUACAGACUUGAAAUUGAAAAAGAGGAAGAAGCAAUAGACGAUGAAUUCGAUGAAUUUGUUUUAUGCCAAAUUAGACAACUUCCAGUUCGUGCAGAACAUAUAGCUGAGGAGACACGCAAGGAUCCACAUUUGGGCAAGAUCGUCAAAAUCUUAGAAACUGGCCGAGACCUCCCACGAGCAGGCUACAAAGCCCCUGAAGCCAAGUAUUCAUUAACUGCUGAUUGUUUGCUAUUCGAACAUCGGGUGGUAAUACCAGCCUCGCUACAACCAGCAAUAUUAAACGACCUGCAUACGGCACAUGUAGGAAUCGUUAAAAUGAAGGGCAUCGCUCGAUCAUUUGUAUAUUGGCCAGGGAUUGAUGCAGACAUCGAGCGGGUUGCAAAAUCUUGCGCGGAAUGCGCCAAGCACGCUCAUGCUCCUCCGAAAUCCAGGAACCACCAUUGGGAGUAUCCUAAGGGGCCAUGGGAACGCGUACAUAUUGAUUACGCCGGACCCGUAGCAGGCGUGAUGCUGCUUAUCAUCACAGACGCAUAUAGCAAAUGGCUCGAGGUGAAAGUCACCAACUCUACGACUACUGCAGCGACAAUCGCAAUCCUAGACGAAUUAUUUUCAACUUAUGGAGUUCCAGUUACCAUAGUUUCAGACAACGGUCGCCAGUUUGUUUCCGCUGAGUUCGAAACGUUCUUACAAGUCAGCGGCGUCAAAUAUCAUAAGCUUACAGCGCCGUAUCAUCCUUCGACAAACGGCCAAGCAGAACGAUACGUACAAACCAUCAAGAAUGCUUUAAAUACGAUGUCUACUACUCAAGGGACCAUACAACAGAACAUAAACCGAUUUCUGCAACAAUACCGUAAGGCUCCACACGCGACAACAGGACAGCCUCCUGCUAAACUCUUCUUAGGUCGCAAUAUACGAACUCGGUUAGACUUGGUCCGACCUGAUAGUAUGUACACCAAAAUGAAGGAGAAACAACUACAGCUUGAUCCUUCAUCUAGAUCAUUUAAACCGGGACAAACAAUUUAUUUCCUCUCGGGUAAUCCUCGGAUGGAUAAAUGGAUUCCAGGCAUAAUCGUUACCAGGCUAGGAGAUCUUCAUUAUGAAAUAGAAUACGCCAGUAAACGAUUUAAGCGACAUGUAGACCAGAUUCGCGCAUUCAUCAGUAAGGAAUCAGAAUGUUCAACUGAUCGCAAUCUAACACAAACUGAAGAAACGCAACCUAGCGUACCCCGACGAGUUCAUUUCUAUGGAGAUAAACCACAAGUCAUCCCGAAUGAAGCAGUGGGUUCUACGACUCCAAAUCCACAGUCAAAGAUGGUGAAGUUACCAUCGACGCCAGCCCACUCAACAAUCAGAUCGCAAGAGUCGUCACCAGAACUAUUUUUUACACCACCGGUUAUACCACGUAGGUCGACUCGAUCUCGUCAUCCUCCUAAUAGAUAUGUUCCAAGUUAA
This is a messenger RNA of Cyphomyrmex costatus, 4284 nucleotides long. RefSeq lists its product as uncharacterized. The transcript has a single exon. The record is from RefSeq and is a predicted model, not a curated record. Bases 1 to 4284 code for a protein of 1427 amino acids. Gene Ontology annotation, biological process: DNA integration. Gene Ontology annotation, molecular function: nucleic acid binding; zinc ion binding. NCBI's taxonomy places the organism in Eukaryota, Metazoa, Arthropoda, Insecta, Hymenoptera, Formicidae.